Molecule: messenger RNA, 567 nt
Organism: Impatiens glandulifera
Lineage: Eukaryota; Viridiplantae; Streptophyta; Magnoliopsida; Ericales; Balsaminaceae
Product: pathogen-associated molecular patterns-induced protein A70-like
Exons: 1
Coding region: 1-567 (188 amino acids)
Source: RefSeq, a predicted model, not a curated record
AUGAACAGCUGGCUCAACCCCCAUUUCUUCUUCUUCCUUCUCAAUAUCAUGAUCGCAACCAUAGCCUUCACCUCAACCUUCACUAACCGCCAUCAUCAUCAUCAUCAAAAUCAACAAACCCAAAACCCACCUCAAGAUGAACAAAUCCAACAACAAUCAUCCUCAAUCCCCACCCCACUACAAGAUUCCUUUACCCAAACAACCCACAAUCAAGAUCCCUCUCCAAAAAUCCCUAAACCAAACCCACAUCCCAUUUCCCAAGAAACCCAUUUCGAACCAAGCCUGAAACUCUUGCAGGUAUUACCAGACACUCCGGUGACGGCGGUGAGACCGGAGAUGAGGAAAUCGGUGAGCAUGAAAACAGAAACAGGGUACAUCAAAGAGGAAGAGGUUGAUGACUUCAUUAUCGAAUCUCGCCGGCCGGCAACAAUGAGGGAAAGGAGAAGAGGAGAUAUGAAGGAAGGAGUGGAUGCGGAAGCAGAUGAUUUCAUUAACAGAUUCAAGAAACAGUUGAUGUUACAGAGGAUGGAUUCUAUAAACAAGCAAAGGGAGAGGGUAAGAAUGUAA